Messenger RNA from Colletotrichum higginsianum IMI 349063, 1239 nucleotides. RefSeq names its product DNA repair protein rad10. Gene Ontology annotation, biological process: nucleotide-excision repair; meiotic mismatch repair; UV-damage excision repair. The record is from RefSeq and is a predicted model, not a curated record. The transcript is spliced from 2 exons. NCBI's taxonomy places the organism in Eukaryota, Fungi, Ascomycota, Sordariomycetes, Glomerellales, Glomerellaceae. Gene Ontology annotation, cellular component: ERCC4-ERCC1 complex; nucleus; nucleotide-excision repair factor 1 complex. Gene Ontology annotation, molecular function: damaged DNA binding; single-stranded DNA binding. The coding region runs from base 1 to 1239 and encodes 412 amino acids.
AUGGAGGACGACUUUGGUGCCGACGAAGCCUUCCUCGCAGCCCUCGCAUCAUCGACCCAGGCCCCUUCAUACCCCCCCGUCCAGCCGCCUCGUCCUCGUGUCCAGCAACCGACUCCCCAAAAGGUCCAACAGCCGACACCACAACGUCUAGACAGAGCACCGCCAGCCAAUUCUUCUUCUAGCGGCAAGGUUGUUCAGCCGACGCCGCAGCCUCUUCCUCAGCGAGGAUCCGGUUCAGCCAUUCUCGUGUCUCCUCGCCAGAGGGGCAACCCGGUGCUUGCUUCUUUGAAGUCAAUGCCAUGGGAGUACAGCGAUAUUGCGGCUGACUACGGUCUCGGUCUGACAACGUGCGCGUUAUUUUUGAGUCUUAAGUACCACCGCCUCCACCCCGAAUACAUCUACACGAGAAUACGGAACCUGCAGGGAAAAUACAACCUGCGCAUCAUGCUAACCAUGGUUGACAUCCCCAACCACGAGGAGGUCUUGCGCGAGCUUUCCAAGACGUCAUUAGUCAACAAUGUCACUAUCAUUCUUUGUUGGUCGGCUGCCGAGGCCGCGCGCUACCUCGAACUAUACAAGUCGUACGAGCAUGCCAAUUUCAACGCCAUCCGCGGCCAACAAGCUUCGACAUACGCUGAGAAGCUUGUCGAGUUCGUUACUGUCCCGAGGAGCGUGAACAAGUCAGACGCCGUCGCCCUGGUCAGCAACUUUGGCAGCCUGAAAAACGCCAUUAACGCGGAUCCCGAACAGAUUGGAAUCAUUGCCGGAUGGGGAGCUGUCAAGGUCAACAAAUGGGCCAAAGCUGUCGAGGAGCCCUUCCGGGCCAAAACCUCUGCCAAACGGCAUUUGGAGCGAACAGAGAGCACCGAGGACGGAAGGCCAGCUCAGGUGUCGAGGUUGGACCAGGCUGUGCCUCUCAGCAGGGUCCCGCUGCGAGAAAUGGGGUCCAUGGGAGGAACACAACGAGCCUCCCCCGCCACUGUAAAGCCGGGAAGUAAGCAGGUACAGCGGCCGGUACAGCGGCCGGCGCAGCUGGAAAGGGGAAACCCGGACCUGGACGAAGAUGAUGAAGAAGCAAUGAUUGCCGCCGCCAUCGAAGAAUCGAUGCGGGCUUCUGAUGGGCAAACAAAUGCACGCACGCAGGAGCAGGCGGGGAAUGUUGACAACGGAGGCCCCGAGGGCGAAUCGCUUCCUGGCGGAGUUGCUGCCGCACUCGCCAAAUUGCGAAAACAGGGCUGA